GCCUCACCAUUCUGAUGCCCGGGUACGGUUUCAAACUUUUGUUUGGCACGAAGUUUUGCUGUGCUUUCCUUCACCACUAUGACUAGACUUUUCUUUGGCAGACAAGUUUCGCUUUGUUCAAAGAUUUGUUGAGAUGCCUCUACCUCACUAAAGUUAUAUAGGACACAAGCGGCUUUAGUAGUUUAGUGCCACUGGAGCUACGAAACACACCUCUCUCUCUCUCUCUCUCUCUCUCUCUCUCUCUCUCUCUCUCUGUUAUCUAACUCAGCUGCAGCGCCUACUUCUACCUUCUGUGGAUCUGCAUCCUGAUUCCUGAACCCAGAAGUUCUGUGAUUUUUAGAGUCAAAUGCAGUGCCAUGUCUCGAGUUAUGGAGUAGGAGAAAGAAGCUGUCUGAUCUGAAAUUAAAGUGAGUGCUGUACAUACCAGACGUCUGGUUGCUGUUACUCUGAUUUUCUGGAGCCCUUGUUUCAUUCACAGGGACUUCACAAGAGAGUUUAUGAAAUAUGACCGGACUAGAGGCUGCCUUAGCAUCUGGACUGUUGAAGGUCACAGGCAGCAAGUUAUUUCCACUGAUUGCCAGUGAAUUUGCCUCCAUAAUGGGUGUAACAAAAGAUCUCUCUGAGCUCCAGGAUAUACUUGCAGAGAUUACUAGCUGGCUGUUCACAGUUCGUGACAGAAUAGAGAGUGAGCCAUCCUGUCGAUGGGUUUUAAAAUUGAAAAAUGUUGCUUAUGAUAUUGAUGAUUUACUGAAUGAAGUCUUGAUAGAGGAGGAGAAACACAAGAUGGGCAUCAAUGGCGAUAACUGUUCUAGAGCUGAUUAUUUCUGUGCAAAACCAAAGUCGUUUCUAUUCCGAUGCAAGAUGGCCCAUAAGAUCAAGGCAAUUAAACAUAGAUUCUCUGAGAUUGUAAGGCAAAGAAGCGAUGUCAGCACUAUACUGAAUAAUUUGCCUUCUUAUCAGCAUUUUCCAAGUAAAAAGAGGGCAAAUGGGGAGAUGUCUUUGUUGUGCAAUGUUGAACAAUCGAGAAUACCCAUAAGGAAUCUGGAGAAGGAUGGCAUCAUAAAAAAGCUUAUAGAAUCUAAUGAAGGAGAGAAUGUCUGGAUAGUUUCUAUUGUUGGGUUAGGUGGGUCUGGCAAAACUACACUGGCCAAACAAAUCUGCCAUGAUGUCAAGAUAAAGCAGCACUUCAAAUCUACAAUAUUUUGGGUUCAUGUGUCUGAAGAAUUUGAUGUGAAAGAGCUUAUCGGGAAGCUUUUUGAAACUAUCCUUGAGCAAAAAUCAGAUCUCCAUGCCCAACAACACAUGGUCGAUGCAAUUUCAAGCAAAUUGAGAGGCAAGAAAUUUCUUCUUGUCCUGGAUGAUGCUUGGCAUGAUGACCGGCUUGACUGGGAACAAUUCAUGGUUCAUGUGAACUUUGGAGCACCUGGAAGCAAGAUUCUGCUAACUACUCGUGACGAAAAGGUUGCUGAAGCAGCAAAAUCUAGGAAUAUAUUCAGCCUGGCGUUCUUGUCAGAGGUCGAGAGUUGGAACUUGUUUCUAGAGAGUUCUGGGUUGGUGGAGGAUGAUUUGGAAUAUGAGUUUAUGCAGGUUGGAAAAGAAAUUGUGAAUAAAUGUGGCGGGGUGCCGCUAGCAAUCAGAACUCUAGGUUGUGUCCUCUAUGACAAGAGGAAAAUAAACACUUGGAGGGCCAUAAGAGCAAGUAACUUAUGGAAUGUUGAUAGUAUAAAAGAUAGAGUGUUUGCAUCAUUGAAAUUGAGCUACAUUCACUUGCCAGAUCAUCUGAAGCAGUGUUUUACAUUUUGCUCUAUAUUUCCAAAAGGCUAUGAAAUCACGAAAGACCACUUGAUUGCCCAAUGGAUAGCCCAUGGAUUCAUUAAUGCAAUGAAUGAAGAGCUGCCAGAAGAUAUUGGAAGUGCUUACUUUGAUUCUCUUACGAAACUCUGCUUUCUUCAAGAUGCACCAAGAAAAAUCUUCACUUGUCAACUAGUAUACAAGAUGCACGACCUGAUUCAUGAUCUCACUCGGCAAAUUUUACAGCACGAAAUGGUGACAUCUCUACAGAAGAAUAUAACACCAAACUGUAUUCUCAGAUGCCGAUAUUUAUCUUUGACUUCAACUACCGAGAAGGUUUCCAGUAACCUAUUUGACAAGGCCCAUGCUCUCUAUGUCUCUGGUGGUAACAUAUCUUUUGAAAAACCAAUGAAGAAGUGUUGCAACAUCCGUAGUGUUGUUCUGGACUAUACAAGUGAUACCCCAUUUCCACUAUUCAUACUAAAGUUUCAAUUUCUUGGUUACCUAAAGAUAUGUAAUGUUAAUUGCACGGAAUUUCCAGAAGCUAUCUCAAGCUGUUGGAACUUGCAGGCACUUCAUAUUAUGCAGUGCAAAGGCUUUUCAAUGUUACCUGAGUCUAUUGGCAAGCUUAAGAAGCUGAGAACUCUAGAGUUGUUGAUGGUUACUGACAUUAGGAGUCUACCACAAUCUAUUGGUGAUUGUCAAGACCUGCGAUCUUUGCAGAUAUAUUACUGUAACACACUCAUUGAGAUACCCAGUUCCAUAGGUAAGAUUGAAAAGUUAAAUGUGCUUGGUAUUGUCAAUUGUGUGUGUUUGAACAACCAGCUGCAAAACUUUACUUGGGAACCUAGAAAUCUGGAUACAGUUAAUUUAUCGGGUUGUCAUAACCUCAGAGAUCUUCCAAGUGCCUUUUCUUGUCGUACAUUGCGCACUAUGGAUCUUUCUCGAACCGACAUCACCUUACUUCCUCAAUGGGUCACAUUAAUUAGUACUCUGGAAUGCAUAAAGCUUGAAUAUUGCACGAAGUUAGUGGAGUUGCCCAAAGACAUAACAAACUUAAGAAGGCUCGAAGUAUUGUACCUAAAUGGUUGCUCAAAACUCCGUUGCAUGCCAUCAGGGUUUGGUCAGCUGACUCGUUUGAGAUGGCUUGGCCUGUUUGUUGUGGGAUGUGAUGGAGAUGCUGCAAGAAUAUCAGAGCUUGAAAAUCUUGAUAUGAUUAGUGGUUGGCUGAGAAUUUGUAACCUCAAAUAUCUAAAGGAUCUAGGUGAUGCUAAGAAAGCUUGCUUGAAGAAGAAGCAUAACAUACAUUCACUGACAUUGAAUUGGUCUCGAUAUGAAACGGAAGAAGAAUUAGUGUCAGAUAUUGAAGAAGACCUGAGCGUGCUGGACUCUCUUGAACCACCAUCAGGAAUUGAGUUCUUACAAGUUAUUGGUUAUCUGGGUCCCCAUUUGCCUUGUUGGAUGAGGAAGCAAAGUGAUUCUUCUUGUUCUGGAUCCAUUAUGACAAAUCAAACCAGCUCACCAAAAUUCCUUUGGCUAACCGAACUAUCACUGGAACUGUUGCUGAACUUGAAGUCUCUGCAAGGUCUUGUGGAGUUGCCGUCAUUGUGGGCUUUAUCGUUGAUCGGAAUGCCUAAUUUGGAAGAGCUGUGGAUUACAGAUGGUUUGGAAAUUGGUGACGAACAGGUGGGAGUCAAGUACUGUUUCCCUGUGCUGACCAAUCUACAUAUAGAGCGCUGCCCAAAAUUGUUUGUGAAGCCCUGGUUGCCACCAGGUUUGGAGAUAUUGACAUUCGAAGAAAGCAAUGAACAGCUGCUGUCCCCAGGUAGUUUAUUCUCCUGUCAGCCUACACCUCCAGUCUCGUCUUCCUGCAGCGCGCUCGUGACAGUUCCUAUGCUCAAGGAGCUGAGGCUACACAGAGUGACAGGCUCAGCGCCGGUUUGGGAGGUUUUACAGCACUUGACCUCCCUCCAGCUGCUGCACAUCACGAGAUGUUCUACUCUUUGCAAGCUGCCUGAGGGGAUCCAGCACCUGACCUCCCUUCAACAGCUCGCGUUGGCAGAAUGUUCUGCCCUUGAAUCCCUGCCCCAGUCCAUAAAACGUCUUACAGCCCUGAAGAAAUUGUUCGUUUCUGGCUGCCGUGGCUUGACCGAGCGUUGUGAGGAAGGAGUGGGGGAUGACUGGCACCUUAUCUCCCAUAUUCCUGAUGUGAUGGUAGAUGAUAUAGAGCUUCUACUCCAACGUCACAGAGCAUGUGCAUCUGCUACCUCUUGAGUUAGGUGGUUUGGGACUGUGGGUAAUUCUACGCCAUCUCUUAGCACUCUUUUACAGAACCAAAUUUACAGAUCUCACAGCCCUUCGACUUUUCAAAUUGGCAGAAUGUGAUGCAUUGACAUUGCCUCCAGAAUCCAGAGGGGAUCGGACAACUGUCUGCACUUCGAUCACUCCGUAUCAGCGAAUGUUCUGCCCUUAAAUCCCUGCCCAGUCCAUAAAACGUCUUACAGCCCUGCAGAAAUUGUUCCUUUUUUGGCUGCCGUGGUUUGACCAGGCGUUAUGACGGAGUGGGAGAUGACUGGCACCUUAUCUCCUGUUGGGCUCUAUGUGUGUGUAUAUUGGGCCCAGCCCAUGUAUAGUGUAUUGUGUGUGUAUAUAUAUAUACAAGUGCUAUUCUACACCCUAGGUGUAGAAUACUAUUCUACACCCUAGGUGUAGAAUACUAUUCUACACCAAACUAUUGUACUGAACAAAAUUUAAUAUUGUUCAGUACUUGUAUUUCAGUAUUUUUCAGUAUUUCAGGGUCCUGGGUGUAGUCAUGAAUGAUCUCAAAUUUGACUUGCGGUGUAGAAUAGCGCUACCGUGUAUAUAUAUAUAUAU
Sorghum bicolor (sorghum) is the source of this 4665-nucleotide messenger RNA. Its product is annotated as disease resistance protein RGA2-like. Gene Ontology annotation, biological process: defense response to fungus. Bases 505 to 4065 code for a protein of 1186 amino acids. NCBI's taxonomy places the organism in Eukaryota, Viridiplantae, Streptophyta, Magnoliopsida, Poales, Poaceae. Gene Ontology annotation, molecular function: ADP binding. The transcript is spliced from 4 exons. The record is from RefSeq and is a predicted model, not a curated record.